Molecule: messenger RNA, 1379 nt
Organism: Motacilla alba alba
Lineage: Eukaryota; Metazoa; Chordata; Aves; Passeriformes; Motacillidae
Gene: ADCYAP1
Product: adenylate cyclase activating polypeptide 1
Exons: 5
Coding region: 648-1166 (172 amino acids)
Biological process (GO): regulation of protein localization; neuropeptide signaling pathway; neuron projection development
Cellular component (GO): perikaryon; extracellular region; neuron projection
Molecular function (GO): neuropeptide hormone activity; peptide hormone receptor binding; pituitary adenylate cyclase activating polypeptide activity
Source: RefSeq, a predicted model, not a curated record
AGCAGGCAAAUGUUUACGAAGAGGGCUCUUGCUGAAGCGGGGUGUUUGCAAAGAUUUUCUUGCUAAUUGCGUAUCAGACGGAAGGCUGCGGAAGGCUGGUCAAGUUUGGAGCCACCGAGCAGGAGAAGAAGAGAAGGCUGAAGGCGCUCAGUGAGGGGAGAGAUCUGGGGAAGACAACAUCGCACGCAGCCAGCCCGCGGCUCCCGCCUCCGCUCCCUCCCGGACUCGCUCGCUCUAUUCCCUCUUCCCCAGCGCUCGGUUCUCCGGCGACAUCUCGUUCCAUCCCUCUUUCUCAAUUCCCUUGUAGACUCCACUCCAGAUCUGUGCUGCUGCCUGCAAACUUUUUUCCUUUAUCUUUUUUUUUCCCUUCCUGUCUCUCUUUUUCUUUUUGGAGUGGAUAGCCCUAAAACCAGCAAACAACUAACUGCUGCCGCUUCUGCAUCUUCUGCAUCCUGCCGGUCCUUCGCCCAUAGGAGAGGCGAUGUCACGAGGGUUUUAACUCCUUUUGGACGCAACUUGGGAGAGAGCUCUAUUUCUCUCCCCCUCCCCAUUUUGGGUCUUUAUUUUUUUCGCCCCCCAAGACCUGCCGUUUUAGUUUCGCAGCCGAACGCUCUCAGUGCCGGGUGUCUAGAGUUUAAUGAGUGGCAAUGUGUAGCAAAGCGAUCUUAGCACUUCUGGUCUAUGGCAUAAUAAUGCACUGCAGCGUCUACUGCUCACCUGCGGCCGGACUUCAGUACCCGGCGCUCAGGCUGGAGGAUGAAGUCUACGACGAGGACGGGAACACCCUGCAGGACUUCGCCUACGACCAAGAGCCCCUCGGUAUAGCGAAUCCGUCCUCCAUGAUCGGCGAGAUGUACACCUUGUAUUACCCACCGGAAAAGAGGCACGCCGAUGGGAUCUUCAACAAAGCCUACAGGAAACUCCUGGGCCAGUUAUCUGCCAGGAAAUAUCUGCACUCCCUGAUGGCCAAGCGGGUCGGCGGUGCCAGCGGCGGCCUGGGGGACGAUGCGGAACCGCUGACCAAGCGGCACAUAGACGGCAUCUUCACGGACAGCUACAGCCGCUACCGGAAACAAAUGGCUGUCAAGAAAUACUUAGCAGCCGUCCUGGGGAAAAGGUAUAAACAAAGAGUUAAAAACAAAGGACGCCGAGUAGCGUAUUUGUAGCGAUGUGAGUAACCAGCCACUCCUGUGUAUACAAAGUCCUAAGAGAGAGAGAGAGAGAGAGAGAGAGAGAGAGAGAUAAACCCAACAACAACAACAAAAUCUAAACAAAAACAAAAGUCAUUUCCAAACUGACUGAACAAUCACCGCUCCUGUGUUAUCUAAACAUGUAUUUAUGUAUGAAGUAAAGCCAUUAAAUGAAUAUUUUGAUAAUAA